Zymoseptoria tritici IPO323 is the source of this 696-nucleotide messenger RNA. RefSeq lists its product as uncharacterized. NCBI's taxonomy places the organism in Eukaryota, Fungi, Ascomycota, Dothideomycetes, Mycosphaerellales, Mycosphaerellaceae. The transcript has a single exon. The record is from RefSeq and is a predicted model, not a curated record. The annotation marks the transcript as partial.
GCUCAGUAUGAUCAAGAUCUCAUUCACGGCAUCAUCAACGAGACCCCAAUCCUCCACGUCUCGUUCAAUGCUCCUCCCAGGGAUGGUCCACAAUUUCCGACCAUCCUCCCAAUGCUGGGUUCCAUCGACACGUUCCCCGGAGACCAGGAACCACACGUCUACCUCCACGGCUCCUCCGUCGCACGACUCUUCCGACUCACGCAGGGAGACGAAGUGCCACUCUGCAUCGCUGGAACCAUCCUCGAUGGUUACGUGCUAGCUCUGGCACCUUUCCACAACAGCUGCAAUUAUCGCUCCGCAGUAGUAUUUGGCCACGGCAGCAUGGUCGAAGACGAAGAGGAAGUGCAAUUCGCGCUUCGGUCAAUCACGAACAAAGCGAAUCCAAACCGCUGGGAGAACAGCCGAAGUCCUCCAACCAAGUCUGAACGUAAAUCCACCGGCGUUCUCAAAGUCCGAAUCGAGACUGCGUCGGCGAAGACACGGACUGGAGGCCCGAGUGAUGAAAAGGCAGACUUGCAGAAUGCUGAAGUUGUGAAUAAUACGUGGAUCGGUGUGGUUCCGACAUAUCUCACCCUGGGAGAGCCCGUUGCAGGCGAUGAGAACAAAGUAAAGAAGGUGCCCGAGUAUCUUGCAGACUGGGUGGCGGAUGCCAACUCAAUCAACGAACAAAAGGCCAUUGAUGCGAUUGAUAGCUAG